Messenger RNA from Salarias fasciatus (jewelled blenny), 8094 nucleotides. RefSeq names its product otogelin-like (gene otogl). Gene Ontology annotation, biological process: L-arabinose metabolic process. Lineage: Eukaryota; Metazoa; Chordata; Actinopteri; Blenniiformes; Blenniidae. The record is from RefSeq and is a predicted model, not a curated record. Gene Ontology annotation, cellular component: extracellular matrix. Bases 1 to 7857 code for a protein of 2618 amino acids. The transcript is spliced from 58 exons. Gene Ontology annotation, molecular function: alpha-L-arabinofuranosidase activity.
AUGAACGUAAAGUGGACAGUGAAACGAUUUCUGCUUGUGUCGUUUUCAGUCUCCCACCUGCUGUUACUUGAGGGAGCCCAGAGUCGACUUUCACUGGCAGAGGGAAGACCACAGAGAAGGGCUAAUGCACUUCGGAAGAAACGGGAUCUCCUCGGGGAGGAGACAUACAGACCAUUACUGUCAGAGGGCGCUCUGUCACGCAGCAUUUUGCACAACUACACUGCCCGAGAUGCCUCCUCAGAAUACUGCGGCUGCCUCAACGGUGGUUGGUGUCAGGAGGACGGUGUGUGUGACUGUGCUCAGUUCCAGGCACUGGGAGACCGCUGCCAGAUCAUACCGAACCAGGGCCAGGAUAGAGACGGGAUCUGCAGGUCGUGGGGUCAGCACCACUACGAGACCUUUGAUGGAAUCUACUUCUACUUCCCCGGAACCUGCUCUUAUAUUCUGGCCCAGGAUUGCCACUCAGCUACACCCCAGUACACAGUGUGGGUUCACAACAGCAGAGUGUGUGAAGGGAGUGUGUAUUCAUGUCCAAGAGCUCUCAGUCUGUUUUUCCCCAAUGAGGAGGAGAUUCAUAUAUCUGGAUAUCGAGUCCACCAGGGAGGUCGCAGGUUAAGUCUGCCUCAGACUGUAGGCGGUGUGUUUAUCGAGCGACUGGCUGAUUACCUGCUGGUGAAGAGCGUGUUUGGCUUCUCCCUGGCCUGGGAUGGGGGCUCGGGCGUCUACCUGAAGAUGAGCGAGGAGCACCAGGGCGUGCCGUGUGGCCUGUGCGGGAACUUCAACCACGUCGCCGGGGAUGACCUCACCACCGCUCGCGGCAUUCGAACCGAUGAUCCUGCAGUGUUUGCUAACAGCUGGGCGGUGGACCUGCCUCAUGAAAGAGCGUGUCCCUCAGUAGAUCUGGACUUCAACGGGCCCUGCCACUCUGAGUCAGACAUGGAUGAUGCCAUAGAGAAGUGCAGCGCCCUUCUCUUCUUUCCAUUUCUGUCCUGUCAUGAAAACAUUGACCCAAACCCCUUUGUUGCCAGCUGCGUCUCUGACCUUUGUAUCUCGGAUGACGAGGAAACUUUUUGCCGGGUCUUGGUUGAGUACACCCGGGCCUGCUCACACGUCGGAUACCCAGUGAGAGAGUGGAGAGACAGCUUCCCUUCCUGCAAUGAUGGAUGCGAAGACAGUUUUGUGUAUAGAGACUGUAUCAGCUGCUGUCCGCCCACCUGCACGUUUGAGAAGGAGUGUCUUGGAACCAAUCUGCAUUGUCUGGAUGGAUGCUAUUGUCCAGAUGGUCUGAUCCUUCAGAACGGAACAUGCAUUGCUGUUUCUCAGUGUCCCUGUGUUUACCAUGGAGCGUCCUAUGUGCAGGGACACGUGCUUCAGCAAGGCUGCAGCGUCUGCGUUUGCAUGGGAGGGGUGUGGAACUGCACGGAGAAUAACUGCACAGCCGAGUGCUCGGUCGUCGGAGACGUGUUUGGGACAACGUUUGAUGGGAGGGUGUUCCUGCAGCCGGGGGCGUGUCAGUACGUCCUGGCGAAGAGCCGCAGCAGCAGCAGAUUCACUGUCACGCUGCAGUACACAACCUGUGCAGAGCAGCAGGCGUGUAUCCAGUCGGUGGCGGUGGUGUUGGAUGAAGACGUGAGCCGUCAGAUCACUUUGACAAGAGAGGGGGAGGUGGUAAUUGGUGUCAACCCAGCACCUGCCCUCCCCUAUAUCGAUGAUGCAGUGGAGGUGCGGAAGCUGACCUCUGUGUUCACCCAGCUGAAAGCUGGGAUUGGUCUGAGGCUGCAUUAUGAUGGCCGAGGGGGGCGAGUCUACCUGCAGCUGGACAGUCAGUGGCGGGGGCAGACACUGGGUCUCUGUGGAACCUUCAACGGAAAUCUACGGGAUGAUUUUCUAUCUCCAGCGGGAAUGAUAGAGGGGACUCCUCAGCUGCACGCCAAUGCUUGGAAGGUGUUGUCUGCUUGUGUCGCUCCUGUGAACCUGCCGAUUAUCGACCCGUGCGAGAUGAACCAACAGAAUGUUUUCUAUGCGUCCCAGUGUGAGGUGCUUUUGGGAGGUAUGUUUGCUCCGUGCCACGGCUACAUCAGUCCGAACAUCUACCAGCAGCAGUGCCGUUACCAGGCCUGUCGCUGCGGCGGCAGCUGCCUGUGCACCGCGCUGGCUCACUACGCAUACCUGUGCUCCAAACACGGAGUCAGUAUCAAUUUUAGAUCACAAGUCUCAGAAUGUGGAGUGGUGUGUCUUGGAGGUAUGCUGUACCACUCCUGUGUUUCGUCUUGCGGCCGGUCCUGCCGUGCGCUGUCCAACACUGAGCUGUGCAGCCCUGAUGACUGUGCAGAGGGAUGUGGCUGCCCAGAUGGUAGUUACUACGAUGAUGUACGCCAGCGCUGUGUGCAACUGGCGCAGUGUCACUGCUACUCUGUGGGAGUCGUGUCGCAGCCCGGAGAGGUGACCUUCAGCGCCUCCGGCCCCUGCCUGUGCAGAAAUGGGAAGAUGGAGUGUGUGCCAGAGGAAAAAGAGCCAGAUAGCGUCGAGAUCGGCGAGUGUCCGGAGGGGAAAGUGUACCACAGCUGCACCGAGCAGAGGGGAGGAGUGGCCUGCGCCCCGACCUGCCGGAACCUGAUGUUGAACCUCACCUGUCCUCCCAACACACCGUGCAUUCCUGGCUGUAUCUGCCCUCCCGGGCUGGUGCUUCACCAAGGGGCGUGUUACUAUCCAGAGAACUGUCCCUGUGCCUGGCUCGGACUUGAAUACCUGCCCGGGCAAACAGUGGAAACACCGUGCUACAAAUGUGUGUGUCAUCGUGGCUAUUUUAACUGCAGCUACUCUCCAUGCCCGGCUGUGUGUACAGUUUACAGCGACAGGCAUUAUCACACCUUUGAUGGCCUGGAGUAUGAUUACCACUCUGACUGUCAGGUCUACCUGCUCAAAAGUGCAGGAGAAACUGAGAUAUCCAUUGUUGCCCAAAACAAGGACUGCUAUGAGAGCGGCAUUGUGUGCAUGAAAAUACUGGUUAUUCACGUGGGACUCACCAAGAUCUACUUCACUGACAACUCUGGCAACCCUAGCCCCUCCACGGUCGUGGGUCGAGGGUCAGAGUUUGAGCUGUGGAAAGCAGGCUACUACACAGUGGUCCACUUCUCCACUCAGGAUCUGACUAUUCUCUGGGACCGAAAGACGACUGUACACAUCAGAGCCGGACCUCAGUGGAAGGGACGUCUCAGUGGACUGUGUGGAAAUUUCGACAGCGUGACAGUGAACGAUAUGACCACAUCCAGCCACAUGGAAGUCAAUAAUGCACAGACGUUUGGAGAUAGCUGGGCCCUGGGACAGUGUGAGAGUGACUACAUCGUUGAGCGGCCAUGUGAAGGGGACUUGGGGAGACAGCCAUACGCCAAAAGGGAAUGUGCUCUCCUUUACAGUGACGUCUUUGCACCCUGUCACAAUGUGGUUGACGUGGCUUGGUUCUAUAGAAACUGCCUGACAGACACUUGCAACUGUAACCGUGGGGGGGACUGCGAGUGUCUCUGUACGUCCAUUGCCGCCUAUGCACACAAAUGCUGUCAGCAGGGGGUCACAAUACACUGGAGAUCACCCUCUGUCUGCCCCUACGAUUGUGAAUACUAUAAUCAAGAGCUCGGCGAAGGCCCGUUUUCCCUGGUGAGUGCUGUCUAUAAUGACACCAUGUUUGGGGUGAAUCGCACCAGCGGCUCAGUGUUUCCACUCGUAAAAGAGAAGCUCGGCCAGUUGCCCGUCCCGUCUCUACUGUUCAACUUCAUGAUCACAGCAGGCCUGCAGAAGGACAGAGCAUCACGCGUCCCUGUGGUGUCUCUGGAGUCUGCAGAGAGACCAAACUAUUUCCUGGUCGUGUCGGGACGCAGCCGUCUUCAGCUGGAGCACUGGAGUCGAGGAGACGAGUUCAGUCGCAGAGCGACCUUCAUCCAGCACCAGGGGCUGUUUCUGCCAGGUCACACCUCCUUCGAGCUUGUCGGCCAACCUGGAAUCUUUCUGACACUGACGCGCGCUGCUGCACGGGCCCAGAGAUACGACACCUCGGAGGCCUUCAAGGCCAGCAGCAGUUUCUCCCUGGAGGAGAGCACAUUUGUGAUACCUUACCGUAUGAUGUGUGAGUGGCGCUACCAGUCUUGUGCAAGCCCGUGUGUCCAGACGUGCAGCGAUCCCGACGCCACGCGAUGCCAGUUCCUGCCUCCUGUGGAGGGUUGUUUCCCACGUUGUCCUACGAACAUGGUCCUGGAUGAAAUCACAAGGCGAUGUGUCUACACAGAGGACUGUGUUUCUUUUCCCCCGACUCCAACACCCUUCGCAUAUGUGACACGACCUAACCGGACAACGACAUUACCGCCAGUAACUACAACGCCGACCUCCACCGCAGCUUCCAGCACCACCACCACAACUCCGACAACCACAACCACCACUACGACCACCACCGGAGCGACCACCACCUCCUCCACGACUGUCAGGCUCACUACAACUACCACAACAAGCAGCGCCGCUCCCAGCACGACGUUCACCACUGAGGGCGUCACCACGGCGCCCCUCCCCGCUCCAACCACGACCGCUCCUCCCACCACCGCUUCUACCACUCUUCCUCCCUCCACUCAGCCGGCGACCACGCCCACUGAAGUCACCUCCCCAGAAACUGCAGUCACCCCCACCUCUGUCAGCUCAGCAGCACCCACCACUCUGCCCACGUUACCCGCCACGACCCCCGCCACUUCCUCCCCCCCUCCCUCUCCCUCCACCUCAGCUCCCACCACCACGCCCUCCACUCCAACCUCCACCACCGUUGCCACGCCGACGACGCCGGCGCCGUCAACCUCCACCGCACUCCCUCUAACCUCGCCAACAGCACCGCCCCCCACCACGGUCCCCACCCCAGCCCCCACCACUGCUGAACCUGAAACCACCACCAGGUCGUCCACUGCUCCUCCGCCUGUUGCUACAACCGUUCCCGUUGAGACCACCGCCUCAACAGAUUCUUCGACGGCGGCAGCGACGACCACAACGCCACCUCCAACAACCAGCGAGGAAACAACUACAGAAGUGGUGACGAGUCCGCACACCUCUCCUGCAGCAGAGGCGACAUCAGCCACACGUCCGUUCCUCCUGCCCACAGCUCCCUGCACACCGCCGUAUUCCUAUCGUGUUGACGAGUGUGUCGAGCUCAUAUGCUUCAAUGGAGAGCUGCUGCUUCACAACUCGUCCCUGCACUGCCGCUACAACACCACUCCGCCUCAGUGCAGCCUGCUGGGCCUGCCCAUCCACGUCAACACAGACCCCUGCUGUCCUCAGUGGCAGUGCCCAUGUCGCUGCACCGUGAUGUCAGACUUGCGUGUGAUCACAUUCGAUGGCAAUAAUGUGGCCUUAUAUGAUAAUGGCUCCUACAUUUUGGUUAACCUUCCCCGAGAGAUGAUUAUCGGGACUGUGGAAAAAUGUCCAACCAGCCAGAGUGUGAACUCCAUCAGACGAACUAGUCCCUCCGGAGGAACAUCUGGUCUUUGUUUCAAGAAGCUGAACAUUACCACCUCCUCCUACAGAAUUAUUAUCAAUCGACUCGAUCGCAAGGUUACAGUGAACUACAGACCUGCCAGACUUCCUUUCUCACGCCACUCCCUCUAUGUGGAAGACACAGGCAGCAUGUAUUUGAUCCACACGCCUGGUGGGAUCAGCAUACAGUGGUAUCACAGCACGGGCAUCCUCGUGCUGCAGUACAUCGCUCCAAGUAACGCAUCUGUGCCCACCCGAGGCCUGUGCGGUUGCUGUGACGGAAACCCAGAAGAUGACCUGAAGCUGCCCAACGGCACCGUGGUCAGAGAGGUGGGAGACAUGAUGCUCUUCCUCCAGGCGUGGAGAGUCCACACUACUGACGAGGCCGAGCACACUCGCAGGGUCGGAGACAACUGCACCACCGGUGACUGCUCUAUCUGCCUCUCCAUGCUCCGACAAAGACCUUUCACGCCGUGCCACAGCAAGGUGCCUCCAGAGCAGUUCUGCGACAUCAUGUGGGCAGGAGACUUGCAUUACAAAGAUCACCAGUGUGACUUCCUGGCAGCCUACGUCGCAGUUUGCUACACACAUCAAGUCUGCAUCAGCUGGAGACGUCACAACUUCUGCCCGUUGCGGUGUCCCCCCGGUAAGGAGUAUCAGCCCUGUGUGAGCACCUGCACCAGCCGCACCUGUCUGAACAGAGAGUACUACGAGGAGACCACCUGCUCCUUCAUCAGGGAGGAGUGUGUGUGUCGCAGUGGCACCAUCCUGCACCGUGCCGACUCCCCUUACUGUGUAACCGAGGACCGCUGCGUGUGCACAGAUAAUGAGGGGAACCCCCGGGCCCCGGGAGAGGUGUGGAACGGCUCUGCCCGCGGCUGCUGUCUGUACAAGUGCAUGGAGAAUGGCUCUGUGAUAGCUGUCGAGCCAGACUGCCACUCUGUUCCCACACCGCUGUGUGAGAGGGAGGGGGAGUAUGUGCUGGAUGUGCUGGAAGAGGGAGCCUGCUGCCCAAAGAAGAUAUGUGAAUGUAACAUGACCAUCUGUGACAGCGACGCUCCACCGUGUGAUAACGGGAACAGGCUGGCGAUCGGGUACAGCACCAUGUCCUGCUGUCCAGAGUACCGAUGCGAGUGCGACCCCAUGGCGUGCCCUCCCAUCUCUUCCCCCGACUGCAGGGAAGAUCAGUUCCUCGUUGAGGUCAGGGGUCAGAAAUCCUGCUGCUACUCUUACCUGUGCGUCUGCGAGUCGUGCAUCGAGCCUAUUCCAGCCUGCUCGCACGGAGAGAUUUUGGCCGUGGAUCUGAACACCACCAACAGCUGCUGCCCGCAGUACCACUGUGUGUGCGAUGUCAAUCUGUGCCCCGAAUCAUCUGUGAGCUGCGCACCGGGGCUCUCUUUGGUCCAAACCACUGUCCCCGAUCACUGCUGCCCUCAGUAUCACUGUGAGUGCCAGUGUGAGGACGGCUCCUUUCCCAUUUGUCAGGUGGGAGAGGUGCUGGUUGAGGUCCCAGACAGGAGCACCGAAUGUGGCUGUUCUCAACACUCGUGCCAGAAAGCAGAGGUGUGUCUUUUCCAAGGGGUGACUGUGCUGGGCCCGGGCCAGUCUCUGGUUCAGUACUUUGAGGGAGAAAUGUGCUACACCGUUCAGUGCCUUCAUCACAGAGACCCAGAUUCUGGCUUCUAUGCCAUGGAAAUCACGUCCGUCAACUGUACCCAAAAAUGUGGACCACACCAGGUUUAUGUUCAAUCCACGGAUCCUCAGGUGUGCUGCGGCUCCUGCAAGAACAUCUCCUGCACUUUUACAAAUGAAAAUGGAACAACAGAGCUUUUCACCGCAGGGAGUUCCUGGGUGGAGAACUGUACCCGUUACGACUGUAUGGAAACAGCAGUGGGAGCAGUGGUACUUGCCUCUGGGGUUGUUUGUCCACCCUUCAAUGAUACAGAGUGUAUUCAGAAUGGAGGUAUUGUUCAGAGCUAUGUGGACGGCUGCUGCAGAACAUGUUCUGGAGUGGGUGUUUUACCGUUUACCGUUAACCCUGUAACACCCACUGGUAGUACUAACUGUGACACAGGUAAAGAGGACGGCAAGACAUGUAAGCGUGUGGCCAUCCGGACUACAAUCAGAAAGGACGACUGCAGGAGCAAUGCACCAGUCACUGUGUAUUCCUGUGAUGGCAAAUGUCCGUCUGCCACCAUAUUUAACUUCAACAUCAACAGUCACGCCAGGUUUUGUAAGUGCUGCCGUGAAAGUGGACUGCAAACCCGAUCCGUUAUACUUUACUGCUCUCGUAAUGCCACAGUCGUGGAGUACAGCUUCCAAGAGCCUCUGGACUGUUCCUGCCAGUGGAACUAAAAUAGAGGUUUCACACAGAAAUAUGACGGAGAGCUGCAUGAAUGAAGGCGACGUAUGAGUAAAAGGGACAUUUGGAUUUCUACUGUACAAGCAUGGAAACCAGCCAUGUUUCAUUAUUUCAUAACAGUACACCUUACAACACUGACUCUGAGUCAUAGUUGUAACUAAAAUAUAUUGAAAGUAUAUGAUUUAAGUGUUUUCUUUUUUGUCAAGUAGGAUUGUCUGCACUUUAGCUUU